Hordeum vulgare subsp. vulgare (domesticated barley) is the source of this 3393-nucleotide messenger RNA. RefSeq names its product receptor-like protein kinase HSL1. Gene Ontology annotation, biological process: hormone-mediated signaling pathway; protein phosphorylation. The transcript has 2 exons. The record is from RefSeq and is a predicted model, not a curated record. Gene Ontology annotation, cellular component: plasma membrane. Gene Ontology annotation, molecular function: ATP binding; protein kinase activity; protein binding. NCBI's taxonomy places the organism in Eukaryota, Viridiplantae, Streptophyta, Magnoliopsida, Poales, Poaceae. The coding region runs from base 181 to 3321 and encodes 1046 amino acids.
GCACAGCGGAAUGAAAAAGGAACAAAAAAACAGAAUAAAAAUCACCGGCCGUGGCCAGUUCCCACGCUAUACUACAUAACUCCCCCACGCGUUUCCACACCGGAGUCAGCGAUGGCAGGCCGCUCCCGCCAACCAAACUGAACGCACGCUUCCUCCGGCGGCCCGAAGAGGAAACCAGCCAUGGCGUCGCCACGCCACGCCUUUCUCCCACUCCUCGCGCUCUGCCUCGUCCUGCGCCAUGCCGCGGCGCAGCAGGCCGACGAGCGGCAGCUCCUGCUCAGGAUCAAGAGCGCGUGGGGCGACCCGGCGGGGCUCGCGUCGUGGUCGGCGGCCACCUCCUCGCACUGCGCCGGCUGGGCCUACGUCUCCUGCGACGGCGCCGGCCGGGUGACCUCCCUCGCCCUCCCCAACGUCACCGUGUCCGGCCCCGUCCCCGACGCCAUCGGCGGGCUCCCCAGCCUCGCCACGCUCGACCUCAGCAACACCAGCGUCAGCGGCGGCUUCCCCAAGUUCCUCUACAACUGCACGGGCCUCACCUACCUCGACCUAUCCAUGAACAGGCUCUCCGGCGACCUCCCCGCCGACAUCGGCCGCCUCGGGGAGAACCUCACUUACCUGGCCCUCAACCAUAACGGCUUCACUGGCCAGGUGCCGCCGGCGCUGUCGAAGCUCAAGAACCUGACGGUCCUCGCUCUCGGCGGCAACCAGCUCACUGGCACGAUCCCGCCGGAGCUCGGGGAGCUGACUGGCCUCCAGACGCUCAAGCUUGAGCUGAACCCGUUCGGCGCCGGCAAGCUGCCGGAUUCGUUCAAGAACUUGACGAAGCUGACGACCCUCUGGCUUGGCGCCUGCAACCUCACCGGCGACUUCCCGAGCUACGUCACAGACAUGUCGGAGAUGGUGUGGCUCGACCUGUCGACGAAUGCCUUCACCGGGAGCAUUCCUCCUUCGAUCUGGAACCUCCCCAAGCUGCAGGUGCUGUACAUAUUCAGUAACAACCUCACCGGUGACGUCGUCAUCAAUGGCGCCAUCGGAGCAGCCGGUCUCAUCGAGAUCGACUUGUCCUUCAACAUGCUGACUGGAGUGAUCCCGGAAAGGCUCGGAACCUUGUCGAAGCUUAUCAAAUUAUGCAUGAGCGGCAACGGCUUCUCCGGCGAGAUACCGGCGAGCCUCGCCCAGCUGCCGUCGCUGGUGUUUCUAUGGCUCUUCAACAACAAGCUCAACGGAGUGCUUCCGGCGGAGCUUGGAAUGCACUCCCCGUCUCUGAGAGAUAUCCAGGUCGACGGCAACGACCUCUCCGGGCCGAUACCGGCGGGGGUCUGCAAGAACCGUGGGCUGUGGAUCAUCUCCGCCUCCGGCAAUCGCCUCAACGGCUCGAUUCCGACUAGCCUCGCCAACUGCCCCGCACUCAUAAGCUUGCAGCUCCAAGACAACGAGCUUUCUGGCGAGGUGCCGGCGGCGCUCUGGACGGAGACGAAGCUGAUGACUCUGCUUUUGCAGAACAAUGGGGGGCUCACUGGUACCCUGCCAGAGACUCUGUUUUGGAACAUGACGAGGCUCUACAUCAUGAAUAACAAGUUCAGAGGCGGCCUUCCGUCGUCGGGGGCUAAGCUGCAGAAGUUCAACGCCGGGAAUAACUUGUUUUCCGGCGAGAUACCCGCAGGGCUCGCCACCGGGAUGCCGCUCCUGCAGGAGUUCAGCCUGUCGUCCAACCAGCUGUCGGGCACGAUCCCGGCGAGCAUCGCUUCGCUCGGUGGCCUGACGCAGAUGAACUUCAGCAGGAAUCAGCUCACCGGCGAGAUACCGGCGGGGUUGGGCUCCAUGCCGGUGCUCACGCUGCUCGACCUCUCAUCCAACCAACUCUCCGGCAGCAUCCCGCCAGCGCUGGGAUCACUAAGGCUGAACCAGCUAAACCUGUCAUCCAAUAACCUCGCCGGCGAGGUCCCAGCGUCGCUCGCUAUCUCCGCCUACGACCGAAGCUUCCUGGGCAACCGCGCGCUCUGCACGGGCGCGGCGUCGUCGGGAAACCUCGCCGGCGUGAGCUCGUGCGCAGGCAGGUCAUCCGACAAGGUAUCACCAGGCCUCCGCACCGGCCUUGUCGCCGCCGCCGCCGCUCUACUCGUCGUCAUCGCGGCGCUCGCCUUCUUCAUCGUCCGCGACAUCAAGAAGCGGAAGGGGCUCGCGCCGCCCGAGGAGGCCUGGAAGCUCACCCAUUUCCAGCCGCUGGACUUCGGCGAGGCCGCCGUGCUGCGCGGGCUCGCCGACGAGAACCUAAUCGGCAAGGGCGGCUCGGGACGGGUGUACCGCGUGGAGUGCCCCAGCCGGAGCGGCGCGAGCGGCGGCACAGUGGUGGCCGUGAAGCGCAUCUGGACCGGCGGGAAGGUGGAGAGGAAGCUGGAGAGGGAGUUCGAGUCGGAGGUGGACGUCCUCGGCCACGUCCGGCACACCAACAUCGUCAAGCUCCUGUGCUGCCUCUCCCGCGCGGAGACCAAGCUCCUCGUCUACGAGUACAUGGACAACGGCAGCCUGGACAAGUGGCUCCACGGCCACAGGUGGCCGGCACCGGCCGGGAGCUCGAUGGCGGCGAGAGCCCCCUCGGUCAGGCGAGCGCCGCUGGACUGGCCGGCGAGGGUGAGGGUGGCCGUUGGCGCGGCGCGGGGGCUGAGCUACAUGCACCACGAGUGCUCGCCGCCGGUCGUGCACCGGGACGUCAAGUGCAGCAACAUCCUGCUCGACUCGGAGCUCAACGCCAAGGUCGCCGACUUCGGGCUCGCCAGGAUACUUGCCGAGGCCGCCGGCACAACGCCGCACGACACCAUGUCCGCCGUCGCCGGAACCUUCGGCUACAUGGCUCCCGAGUGCGCGUACACGAGGAAGGCGAACGAAAAGGUGGACGUGUACAGCUUCGGGGUGGUGCUGCUGGAGCUGGCCACCGGCAGGGAGGCCGGCAGCGGCGGCGAGCACUGCUCGCUCGCGGAGUGGGCGUGGCGGCACCUGCAGUCCGGGAAGAGCAUCGCCGACGCGGCGGACGAGUGCAUCGGCGACGCCAGGAACAGCGACGACUUCGAGGUCGUGUUCAAGCUCGGCAUCAUCUGCACCGGUGCGCAGCCGUCGACGCGGCCGACCAUGAAGGACGUGCUGCAGAUACUGCUGCGGUGCGAGCAGGCGCACCGGAAAACCAUCGACGAGAAGACGACCGCCUCCGAGUACGACGCCGCCCCGCUGCUGCCGGCAGUGCGAGGGGGCAGCCGCCGGAAACGGCUCUCCGACGCCGCUGAUGGCAAGGGUAGCUUCGACGACGUCGUCUUACGAAACGCCUAAGUGACCUCAGAAUAUAGUUGUACACGGUACAUUAGUAGUAUUCCGUCCAAAAUAAAUGUCACAGAUUUUGUA